Molecule: messenger RNA, 4528 nt
Organism: Alosa alosa (allis shad)
Lineage: Eukaryota; Metazoa; Chordata; Actinopteri; Clupeiformes; Clupeidae
Product: protocadherin-1-like
Exons: 5
Coding region: 661-4320 (1219 amino acids)
Biological process (GO): homophilic cell-cell adhesion
Cellular component (GO): plasma membrane
Molecular function (GO): calcium ion binding
Source: RefSeq, a predicted model, not a curated record
GAAUCACUUCACUCUCACAUAUUCUACAAGCCGUGCAGUCGCGCAAGGUGAGCUGUGGAAAGACCAUAUUCAAGGGAGUCCGCAGUUGAUGACUGAUAUACGCAAGGAUUUGUUGGACAUAUAGCCUUAUGAGAAAUUCUAUUUUUUAUUUUUUUCCUACGGCACCCAUUGGAGACCAUAGUUGACAAGAACAGACUACACGGGGAUGCUGUUGGUUUAGGUCAUUGGUCGUGACAAAUUUCGUUUAGCACGGCAACGGAAUGCUGUAAGACCGGAGUCGACAGGUUCGGGGUUCCUCUCGUGAGCAAAGGGAAGAGAGGGAGCACCAUAAUCAGAUGAGCGUCUCUGCGUUUGGCGAAGUUGCUGAGCUCCCGCAACUGACGUGAGCGGCAUUUCCUAACGUUACCGACUCCAGCGGACAUCUCUCUCGCGUCCGUGGUAUUGGGAAUAACUGCGGCACCUUGAGCAAGUGGAUUUAAAAAAAAAACGUCAAGAUUGUAUUUUUAUAUUAUUAUUAUUGAAAUCUGGAUUGUCAGCCGUGGGGGGUUUGAGGGCUGAAGUGGCUGCGUUUGAAAGCGGACAAGGAGCGCGGCUUCCAGCCCGACUCGACCUUUCGGGGCUGGAUUACUGAGGAGUUAUCGUCUGUUAAGCAGCAGACUGAUGAUGUCUCAGCGCAGCGGUGUCAUGUCGCAGCGACGGGGCGCCACGUUGGUGUGGAUCACGCUGCUGCUUCUGGUCUCGCUCUGUUCCGCCGUCACGGGCAUCCAGUACCAGUUGAACGAGGAGAUGCCGCCCAACACGUUGGUAGGCAGCCUGGCGUCGGACCAGGGCCUGCCGGACACGGGUCACCUCUACAAGCUGGAGGUCGGCACCCCUUACCUGCGCGUGGACGGCAAGACCGGGGACAUCUACACCACCGAGGUCCCCAUCGACAGGGAGACCCUGAAGGACUGCCGCUAUCUGUUUGAAGGUGACCCCUGCUACCUGGAGUUCGAGGUAUCCAUCACCGACCUCAUCAAAGGCCAGAGCCCACGCCUGAUUGAGGGCCGCAUCGAGAUUAUGGACCUGAACGACAACACGCCUCAGUUCUCCUCGCCAAUCCUCUCCCUGUCCAUCCCAGAGAACACGCACGUGGGCACGCUCUUCCCCAUCCCCACCGCCACCGACAAGGACUCAGGCUCCAACAGCAUUGCUGACUACUCGCUGACUGCGCCACCAGACGCCGCCAGCCUCUUCAGCCUGCAAGUGGCGCAGGAUACGGAUGAGAAGCUGCCGCAGCUCAUCGUACUGGGCAACCUGGACCGCGAGGCGCGCGAUUCCUACGACCUCAGCAUCAAGGUGUCGGACGGAGGGCAGCCGGCCCGCUACAGCAGCGCCCUGCUGCGCGUCACCGUCACCGACGUCAACGACAACCCACCCCGCUUUGAGAGGUCGCCCUACGAGGCCGAGCUGCUGGAGAACAGCCCCACAGGUCACUCUGUCCUGCAGGUGAAAGCCAAUGACUCUGACAUGGGUCCAAAUGGAGAGGUGACAUACAGCCUGCACCAGGCCUCAGCUAUGGUGCAGAGGCUUCUCAACAUCGACAGGACGACGGGCAUCAUUUACGUCAAGGGCCUAGUGGACCGAGAGGAGGUGGGUGCUCUCAAGUUCUAUGUGGUGGCGAAAGACCAAGGCCCUCCGGUCAAGAGCUCCAAGGUCCAGGUGACCAUCACCAUCAAGGAUCAGAACGACAACGCGCCCACCAUCAUUAUCCGCGGGAUCGGACUGGUGACCCACGAGGAUGGCGUGGCCAACAUUUCAGAGGACACGCCCGUCGGUACCCCUGUGGCGCUGGUGGAGGUGUCGGACCGAGAUGAGGGGGAGAACGCCAUUGUAACCUGCGUGGUGGCCGGAGAUGUGCCUUUUCAGCUGACCCGAGCCAGUGAGUCGGCCAACGAGAAGAAGAGAAAGUACUUCCUUCAGACAACGACGCUGCUCGACUACGAGCGCAUCAAGGACUACAGGAUCGAGAUAGUGGGUGUUGACUCAGGCAACCCAGCUCUGUCAAGCACAAACUCACUGAAAGUCCAAGUCACAGACACUAAUGACAAUGCUCCCAUCUUCUCCCCAUCCUUAUUUGAGGUGGAAUUCGCUGAAGAGAACCAACCUGGUGAUAAAGUUCUGGAUGUAGUUGCAUCUGAUGCAGACAGUGGCACCAAUGCUGAACUCACGUACAGCAUAAUCAUGGAGUCGUCCAUUAAGGGGCUCUUUGAGAUCAACGCCAACACUGGCGAGAUCCGGGUUCUGAACCAGCUCGAUCGCGAGCACAAAGAACAGUACGAGUUCCAUGUGGCCGCUGCAGACAAAGGUGUCCCAAGUCAACGGGGGACAGCCACCGUUGUGGUCCGAGUGCUGGACCGCAACGACAACGACCCCAAAUUCAUGCUGAGCGGAUACAGCUUCUCCGUCCUUGAAAACAUGCCCCCACUCAGUCCUGUCGGCAUGGUGACCGUUAUGGAUGCAGACAAGGGCGAUAAUGCUAAAGUGAGUCUGUCGGUGGAGCCGGACAAUGGGAAGUUUGUCAUCCAGAAUGGAACGGGAACAAUCUUGUCCAGCAUCUCCUUCGACCGGGAGAAGGAGAGCACCUAUACCUUCCGGUUGAAGGCGGUCGAUGGAGGUGACCCGCCUCGCUCCUCCUAUGUGGGCGUCACCAUUAAUGUCCUGGACGAGAAUGACAACGCCCCUUACGUCACCAAACCCGCCAACUCCACGUACAAGUUCCUCCUUCCGCUCACGAGCCCUGAGACUCACGUGGAGAGGGUGGAGGCCGAGGACAUGGACACUGGGCCCAAUGCAGAGCUCGAGUACAGUAUCAUUGGUGGCAAUCCGCACGGCCUCUUCCGCAUCUCCCAAAGUGAGGGUGAGAUCACGCUGACCAAGGAGUUCACCCGCAAACACAACGGCCUUCACCGGCUGGUGGUGCGCGUCAAGGACAAGGGCAAGCCUCCGCGCCACACCACCGCCCUGGUACACAUCUUCGUGAACGAGACCCUCGGGAAUGUCACCCUUGUGGAGUCCCUUGUGGGCCACAGCCUGUACACGCCACUGGAGACCGACAUCGCUGGCGACCCCCACGAGUAUCUGCGCCUCCAGCAAAGCAACAUCGUGUACGGCAGCCUGGCUGGCUUGGCUGGGGUCAUCCUAGUCAUCGUGGUCGUGGUGGUGAUCAGGCAUCGGCUCCAGAAGGAGACCAAGAGCGGCUACCAGGCGGGCAAGAAAGAGAGCAAAGACCUCUACGCUCCAAAGCAGGGCCCCAAGAGCAGCAAGAGCAAGAAGGGCAAGAAGAACAAGGCGCCUAAGCCCGCCAAGCCCUUAGAGGAGGACGAGGAGGCCAGCCUUCAGAAAGGCCUCAAGUUCAACCUGAUGAACGACAGUGUCAACGACAGCCCCAGGAUCCACCUGCCCCUUAACUACCCCCCGGGCAGUCCGGACCUGGGCAGGCACUACCGCUCCAACUCCCCUCUACCCUCCAUCCAGCUUCAGCCGCAGUCCCCGUCAGCCUCCAAGAAGCACCAGGCCGUUCAGGACCUCCCCGCCACCAACACCUUUGUGGGAACGGGAGACAACAGCUCGACAGGGUCGGACCAGUAUUCGGAUUACAGGAUUACGGCCAACCCACCGAAAUACAGCAACAAACAGCUGCCGCACCGCCGAGUGACCUUCUCCACAACCAAUCAGGCGCAGGACCUGCAGGACCCGUCCCAGCACAGCUACUACGACAGCGGCCUGGAGGAGUCAGAGACGCCCAGCAGUAAGAGCUCGUCCGGCCCGCGCAUCGGGCCCCUGGCCCUGCCCGAGGACCACUACGAGAGGACCACCCCCGACGGCAGCAUCGGAGAGAUGGAACACCCCGAGAACGACCUCAGGUCUCUCCCCGACGUGGCUAUGACGGGCAACUGCACGCGGGAAUGCACGGAAUUCGGCCACUCGGACGCCUGCUGGAUGCCCGGUCAGCCCUCACCUACCCGCGCCCCCAAAAGCGCCAAGGGCGCGGCCAAGCUCUCCACCUUUGUGCCUUACCAGGAGCGAGAUGGCCCCGUCACCAACGGCAGCCCCAAGCCCGCGCCCGAGGAGCGCGUCAGCGGUGGCGGUAGUGGUGUUGGCGGAGGAAGCUCCAAAGUGGUCGGCGUGCGCUUCAAACCCCCCUACACCAGUGCCUACUCGGCAGGCGGCGAGCCCAAAGACUGCUCCCUGGAGGAGAUCCCCCUGAGUCAGGCGACCGACUACUCCUCGGCCACCACCCCACCCAGCCAGGGCUCCAAGAGGGAGAUCUACCUGUGAGGAGGAGGGACACGCCGUCCAGAGAGGGGGGUCGUCUCGUGUUCACUCUUCAGCACCACUUCAACGCCACUGAUGGCCGCUACCUACCCCUCUCUACAAGCCCCAUCUCACUACCCUUAAACACACACACACACACACACACACACACACACACACACACACACACACACACACACACGCACACACACACACACACACACACACACAC